Molecule: messenger RNA, 1317 nt
Organism: Tyto alba (common barn owl)
Lineage: Eukaryota; Metazoa; Chordata; Aves; Strigiformes; Tytonidae
Gene: ATG101
Product: autophagy related 101
Exons: 3
Coding region: 193-849 (218 amino acids)
Biological process (GO): autophagy; autophagosome assembly
Cellular component (GO): phagophore assembly site
Source: RefSeq, a predicted model, not a curated record
UUCUCGUCUCAGAACUAACCAAGCGGGCAGCGGUGCGGGGGGGGGGGGGUGUGUGUGUGUGUGAAGCAAACCACGGAACGAAGAUUGGGAUUCCGUCUCCGGAGACGCACCACGGUCAAAAGCAGCAUCGGUGGACACAGACCUAAGGCAACGAGGACCUGCUGUCGUCCCCCCGCCAGAGCCGCCCGCGCCAUGAACUGCCGCGCGGAGGUGCUGGAGGUGUCAGUGGAGGGUCGGCAGGUGGAGGAGGCCAUGCUGGCAGUGCUCCACACUGUCCUGCUGCACCGCAGCACCGGCAAGUUCCACUACAAGAAGGAGGGCACCUACUCCAUCGGCACCGUGGGCACCCAGGACGUGGACUGCGACUUCAUCGACUUUGCCUACGUCCGCGUCUCCUCCGAGGAGCUGGACCGGGCUCUCCGCAAGGCCGUCGGGGAGUUCAAGGACGCCUUGCGCAACUCGGGCAGCGAUGGGAUGGGGCAGAUCUCCCUGGAGUUCUACCAGAAGAAGAAAUCGCGCUGGCCCUUCUCGGAUGAGUGCAUCCCCUGGGAGCUGUGGACCAUCAAGGUGAACGUGGUGAACCUGGCUAACGAGCAGGAGAGGCAGAUCUGCCGCGAGAAGGUGGGCGAGAAGCUCUGCGAGAAGAUCAUCAACAUCGUGGAAGUGAUGAACCGCCACGAGUACCUGCCCAAGAUGCCCACCCAGUCGGAGGUGGACAACGUCUUCGACACCAGCCUGAAGGACGUGCAGCCCUACCUCUACAAGAUCUCCUACCAGAUCACGGACUCCCUGGGCACCUCGGUCACCACCACCAUGCGCCGGCUCAUCAAGGACACGCUGGCUCUGUAGGACUGGGUGCCACCAAGGUGGCUUCACCCAGCGUGGUGGCACCUCUUUGGCACAGCCCCUGGCUCUUUGGGACAGCGUCGCUGCUUGGAUCCCUCCUCUCCACCUCCAAAAAGCCUCUGCGAGGAGCCAGACGUGACCUGGCCCUUAAUUGGGGGUUGCUGCUGGUCCUGGUUGCCGUGGGGCGCUUGCCCGUCCUGGAGAACCAGCUGGGCGGUGAGUCCUCGGGGCGGGAUGUGCCACUUAGCAGAGCGGUGCUGGGUGUCAGCGCUGAGGAGGGGGACACACACACACACCAUCCGAACCCCAUCCUGCCCGGCUUGCGGCCAUUCCAACUCUCCAGUGCCACCCUUGUAACUGCCUGUCCCCCUCCAACUCCUACUGGGACUGAGCCGCUUCCCUGUGGGGCCCAGAGAUGAGCUCGCUGCCUCCCUGGGGGCAAAAAUAAAGUAUUUCUCCUUUCACGUGGAA